Messenger RNA from Xyrauchen texanus (razorback sucker), 14119 nucleotides. Its product is annotated as mucin-2-like. Gene Ontology annotation, cellular component: extracellular matrix. The transcript has 56 exons. Gene Ontology annotation, molecular function: peptidase inhibitor activity; protein binding. Bases 1 to 13830 code for a protein of 4609 amino acids. The record is from RefSeq and is a predicted model, not a curated record. NCBI's taxonomy places the organism in Eukaryota, Metazoa, Chordata, Actinopteri, Cypriniformes, Catostomidae.
AUGGAUAUUGUAUCCAUGGGGACCGUGAUGAUGUCCCGAAUGUGGAUGCUGAGAUGGACCAUUUUACUGUUGGGGCUGCAUUCAACACAAGCAGCCUUUAUGCAAGAUCAUGGAGAUGGUGUAACUGAGUCCAUGAACACUAUGUGGCCAACAGUAGCUGUGUUCCCCACCACAAAAAAUAUAAUGGUAACUCAUGAUGAUCCGUUUUACAAUCAUCAGUCAACGAUCUGCAGCACAUGGGGAAAUUUCCACUUCAAGACCUUUGAUGGCUAUUUCUUUCAAUGGCCAGACACGUGUAACUACGUUCUGGCGAUGAUGUGCAGCAGUGUUUCCGAUUUUAACAUCCAAAUGCAAAGAAAGACUGUAAAUGAUUCAAUCAAUUUCAGCACAGUCACAAUAGAGUUGGAGGGGACAGUCAUUAAACUGAAUAAUGGUAAAAUCACCAUGGAUGGCCAAGAGGUGUCUAAUGCAACCUAUAAGUAUGGAAUUACAAUCGAGCUAAGCGCAUCAAGUAUUAAGAUCUCUAACAAACAUGGAUUGACUGUCAUUUGGGAGGAAGGUCACUCUGUGUUGAUUGAACUUCCCUUAAAGUACCAAGACAAGAUCUGCGGGCUGUGUGGAAACUUCAACGGAGACAGCACUGAUGAUAUAAGCAUUGAUGGUCCAUACACAUGGAAGUUGUCUACACAAACUGAAUCCUGUGAGGAAAUUAGAUUUCAACCCAACGACCAGUGCAAAAACCAGACAAGCAUUUGUCAGCAGUUCCUCAGCAGUUCAAGUUUUGAUGACUGUCGUCGUGUGUUGGACACAAGUUCUUUUGAAAAGGCCUGUGUAAAUGACCUGUGUCAAUGUUUCGGCAACCCAGACUGUCUCUGCAACACACUCACAGAGAUUUCACGACAGUGCACACAUGCAGGUGGCAGGCCGGGAAACUGGAGAACACAGGACCUUUGUCCAAAGACAUGUCCACCAAACAUGGAAUACCUGGAGUGUGGUGGUCCAUGCAAGAACACCUGCACAGACCCAGACGGAAGCCUGCUGUGUGAAGACCACUGUGUAGAUGGCUGUUUCUGCACUGAGGGCACUGUGAAAGAUGAUAUCGGUAACGGCGGUUGUAUAUAUGAGAGCGAGUGCCCAUGUAAGCACAAUGGCAUUAUAUACCAGUCAGGAGAGUCACACACGCAAGCAUGCAAAACAUGUGCGUGUGCUGCUGGAUUUUGGAAUUGCACAGAUCUUGAAUGUCCUGGAAUCUGCUCUGUUGUGGGAGGGUCUCACAUCAGCACUUAUGAUGGAAAAACCUUCACAUUCAGUGGCAACUGUACCUACAUCCUCACUAAACACUCCGAUGAUAGUGAUAUUGCUGUACUGGGAAAUCUGGCACCGUGUGAUCAGCUCCCAUCAGACACAUGUUUAAAGUCUGUUAUCCUUGUAUUCUCAGGGACCACUGUUAGUAUUACCUCCAGUGGGAUCAUGACACUGAGUGACAUCCAUCUCAGUCUUCCUUACCAAAAAGAUGGUGUGGUCAUCUUCCAGCCCUCUUCCUCUUUCAUAAUUGCUGAUAUGAAGAGUCUUCGUCUAGAGAUCCAGUUGGCUCCAGUCAUGCAGUUGUAUAUUGUAGCCAGCCCUGAAGAGAGAGGGAAGCUGAAUGGUCUGUGUGGAAACUACAACAAUGUCCAAAAAGAUGACUUUAAAACGGCAUCAGACAUUAUAGAAGGGACACCGACAACUUUUGUCAACUUUUGGAAACGCGAGAUCAGUUGUCCAGAUCUUAUAACCACAUUUAUUUCAGAAAGCCCCUGUAGCGUGAGAAUGGAAGCAGGUCAUCUAGCUAAAGAAUGGUGCUCCCGUCUUACAAAACCUGAUGGAAUCUUUGCUUCAUGUCACUCAGAAAUAUGUCCUGCCAUUUAUUAUGAAUGGUGUGUCUAUGACACCUGUAAGUGUGCAGAUAUUAAGAAGUGUAUGUGUGCAUCCCUGUCCACCUAUGCCCAUGCCUGUGCUGCCAGAGGAAUCAUUCUCCAGGGAUGGAUGGAUUCAGACCCUUGUGACACGAUUCCUAAUUGUUCAAACAACAUGGAGUACUCCUACGACGUGACCAGCUGUAGCAACACCUGCAGUGCUCUCAGUGGACAGGACUACACCUGCGAUGUGUCCUACACACCUUUAGAUGGCUGUGUCUGUCCAGAGGGCACCUACCUCAAUGAAGGCAGCUGUGUGCAUGCUGACCAGUGUCCCUGUUACUAUGACAGCAAGGUUAUAGAGCCAUUAAAGACAAUCGACAUAAAUGGUGCAAAAUGCACAUGCAGUCGUGGCAAAUUAAACUGCCCCAGACAGGCUGACUGUAAGGCUCCAAUGGUCUUCUUCAACUGCUCAAAUUAUGGAGGAGACAAAAAUGGUACAGAGUGUCAAAGGACAUGUCAGAACCAAGACCCAAAAAAUUGUGUGAGCACAGGGUGUGUAUCAGGGUGUAUGUGCCCAAAUGACCUUCUGGCUGAUGGUACAGGGUGUGUGGAGAAGCAAAACUGUCCCUGUAUUCUUAAUGGAGAAACCUUUAAACCUGGGAAGCAGGUUAAACAAGACUGUAAUUAUUGCACAUGCAACAAUGGCAUUUGGACUUGUACAGAAAAGAUUUGCCAUGGCAUGUGUACCAUCUAUGGUGAAGGUCAUUUCAAGACAUUUGACGGAAAGAGAUAUUCCUUCCACAAAGACUGUGAAUACAUCUUAGCUCAUGAUAACUGCUAUAUGGACAACAGUCCCUCUUUCCGCCUUGUCACAGAGAACAUCCCCUGUGGCACCACAAACUCCAUUUGCUCCAAGUCCAUCAGUCUCUCUUUUGGGCGAUACAAGGUGAUUUUAUCUCAAGAGAAUGGAGUCAAAGUUGUUGAGAGCAAUGGCACUGAUUACCAGUAUUAUGUCCAAUCUGUUGGGAACUACAUUGUCAUAGAGGUCAGAGAUCUUUUAAACUUAAUCUGGGACAAUAAAACAAGUAUAAUGCUCCAACUCCAUCACAGCUUUAAGGACAAGGUGUGUGGACUGUGUGGAAACUUUGAUGGUAAUGCAAAUAAUGAUUUUAUGAAGCAUGAUAGACAAGAGGUGACAGAUGCAGAGAUAUUUGGCAACAGCUGGAAGGUGAAUCCCAGUUGCCCAGAUGUGACAGAUAUGAUGGACCCUUGUAAAAUAAAUCCACAUCGGCGUGCUUGGGCUGAAAAACAAUGCAGCAUCAUCAAAAGUGAUGUUUUUGCAGAUUGUCUUUUACUUGUGGACCCUGUCCCAUAUUCUGAUGCCUGUAUACAGGACACCUGUGCAUGUGACUCAGGGGGUGACUGUGAUUGCUUCUGUACCGCAGUUGCAGCCUAUGCAGCUGAAUGUCGUAAAAAGGGAGUUUGUGUGGGAUGGCGGAGCCCAAGCAUUUGCCCUUUAUUCUGUGACUACUACAACCACCUUGGAGAAUGUACAUGGCAUUAUAAACCCUGUGGAUCUUGCAUAAAAACUUGCAGAAACCGCUCGGGAACCUGCCCUGAUCAAAUUCCUCCCCUCGAAGGAUGCUUUCCUGAGUGCCCACCUGAUACAUUUCUGAAGGAGGAGACCAUGGAGUGUGUUACAGAGUGUGAAAGUUCAACAACAACUUACAACACCAACAACUGUAACAUCAAAACCAUCUACAACCAAUACAACCACUGGGACAACUACACUCUCAUCAACAGAGACAGAGACAUCUACAACCACGUCCACGUCCACGACUACUACAACACCAACAACUGUAACAUCAACACCAUCUACAACCAAUACAACCACUGGGACAACUACACCCUCAUCAACAGAGACAGAAACAUCUACAACCUCCUCCACGACUACUACAACACCAACAACUGUAACAGCAACACCUACAUCAACAACAACACCAUCUACAACAAAGACAGAGACAUCUACAACAACCUCCACGACUACUACAACACCAACAACUGUAACAUCAACACCUACAUCAACAACAACACCAUCAACAACAAGUACUACCACUGGGACAACAACACCCACAUCAACAGAGACAUCUACAACCACUACAACCACUGGGACAACUAUACCCUCAUCAACAGAGACAGAGACAUCUACAACCAUGUCCACGACUACUACAACACCAACAACUGUAACAUCAACACCUACAUCAACAACAACACCAUCUACAACCAGUACAACCAAUGGAACAACAACACCCACCUCAACAGAGACAUCUACAACCACGUCCACAACUACUACAACACCAACAACUGUAACAUCAACACCAUCUACAACCAGUACAACCACUGGGACAACUACACCCUCAUCAACAGAGACAGAGACGUCUACAACCACGUCCACGACUACUACAACACCAAUAACUGUAACAUCAACACCUACAUCAACAACAACACCAUCUACAACCAGUACAACCACUGGAACAACAACACCCACCUCAACAGAGACAUCUACAACCACGUCCACAACUACUACAACACCAACAACUGUAACAUCAACACCAUCUACAACCAGUACAACCACUGGGACAACUACACCCUCAUCAACAGGGACAGAGACGUCUACAACCACGUCCACGACUACUACAACACCAAUAACUGUAACAUCAACACCUACAUCAACAACAACACCAUCUACAACCAGUACAACCACUGGAACAACAACACCCACCUCAACAAAGACAUCUACAACCACGUCCACAACUACUACAACACCAACAACUGUAACAUCAACACCAUCUACAACCAGUACAACCACUGGGACAACUACACCCUCAUCAACAGAGACAGAGACAUCUACAACCACCUCCACGACUACUACAACACCAACAACUGUAACAUCAACACCUACAUCAACAACAACACCAUCUACAACAAGUACUACCACUGGAACAACAACACCCACAUCAACAGAGACAUCUACAACCACGUCCACGACUAUGCAACCACUGGGACAACUACACCCUCAUCAACAGAGACAGAGACAUCUACAACCACGUCCACGACUACUACAACACCAAUAACUGUAACAUCGACACCUACAUCAACAACAACACCAUCUACAACAAGUACUAUCACUGGAACAACAACACCCACCACUGGGACAACUACACCCUCAUCAACAGAGACAGAAACAUCUACAACCUCCUCCACGACUACUACAACACCAACAACUGUAACAGCAACACCUACAUCAACAACAACACCAUCUAAAACAAGUACUACCACUGGGACAACAACACCCACAUCAACAGAGACAUCUACAACCACUUCCACGACUAGUACAACACCAACAACUGUAACAUCAACACCAUCUACAACCAGUACAACCACUGGGACAACUACACCCUCAUCAACAGAGACAGAGACAUCUACAACAACCUCCACGACUACUACAACACCAACAACUGUAACAUCAACACCUACAUCAACAACAACACCAUCAACAACAAGUACUACCACUGGGACAACAACACCCACAUCAACAGAGACAUCUACAACCACGUCCACGACUAGUACAACACCAAAAACUGUAACAUCAACACCAGCAACAACCAGUACAACCACUGGUACAACUAUACCCUCAUCAACAGAGACAGAGAUAUCUACAACCACCUCCACAACUACUACAACACCAACAACUUACAACACCAACAACUGUAACAUCAACACCAUCUACAACCAGUGCAACCACUGGGACAACUACACCCUCAUCAACAGAGACAGAGACAUCUACAACAACGUCCACGACUACUACAACACCAAUAACUGUAACAUCGACACCUACAUCAACAACAACACCAUCUACAACAAGUACCAUCACUGGAACAACAACACCCACAUCAACAGAGACAUCUACAACCACUACAACCACUGGGACAACUACACCCUCAUCAACAGAGACAGAGACAUCUACAACCACGUCCACGACUACUACAACACCAAUAACUGUAACAUCAACACCUACAUCAACAACAACACCAUCUACAACCAGUACAACCACUGGAACAACAACACCCACCUCAACAGAGACAUCUACAACCACGUCCACAACUACUACAACACCAACAACUGUAACAUCAACACCAUCUACAACCAGUACAACCACUGGGACAACUACACCCUCAUCAACAGAGACAGAGACAUCUACAACCACGUCCACGACUACUACAACACCAAUAACUGUAACAUCAACACCUACAUCAACAACAACACCAUCUACAACAAGUACUACCACUGGAACAACAACACCCACAUCAACAGAGACAUCUACAACCACGUCCACAACUACUACAACACCAACAACUGUAACAUCAACACCAUCUACAACCAGUACAACCACUGGGACAACUACACCCUCAUCAACAGAGACAGAGACAUCUACAACCACCUCCACGACUACUACAACAACAACAACUACAGAGACGUCUACAACCACGUCCACGACUACUACAACACCAAUAACUGUAACAUCAACACCUACAUCAACAACAACACCAUCUACAACCAGUACAACCACUGGAACAACAACACCCACCUCAACAGAGACAUCUACAACCACGUCCACAACUACUACAACACCAAAAACUGUAACAUCAACACCAUCUACAACCAGUACAACCACUGGGACAACUACACCCUCAUCAACAGAGACAAAGACAUCUACAACCACCUCCACGACUACUACAACACCAACAACUGUAACAUCAACACCUUCUACAACAAGCACUACCACUGGGACAACAAAACCCACAUCAACAGAGACAUCUACAACCACCUCCACGACUACUACAACACCAACAACUGUAACAUCAACACCUACAUCAACAACAACACCAUCUACAUCAAGUACUACCACUGGAACAACAACACCCACAUCAACAGAGACAUCUACAACCACUGCAACCACUGGGACAACUACACCCUCAUCAACAGAGACAGAGACAUCUACAACCACGUCCACGACUACUACAACACCAAUAACUGUAACAUCAACACCUACAUCAACAACAACACCAUCUACAACAAGUACUACCACUGGAACAACAACACCCACAUCAACAGAGACAUCUACAACCCGUCCGACUCAACGACAUCAGCACAUCAGCAACGACACAUCUACACAUCACACGGACAUCUACACCCUCACGACUACUACAACACCAACAACUGUAACAUCAAACCCUACAUCAACAACAACACCAUCUACAACAAGUACAACCACUGGGACAAGAACACCCACAUCAACAGAGACAUCUACAACCACGUCCACUACUACAACAACAACAACUGUAACAUCAACACCAUCUACAACCAAGACAUCUACAACCACGUCCACAACUACUACAACACCAACAACUGUAACAUCAACACCAUCUACAACCAGUACAACCACUGGGACAACUACACCCUCAUCAACAGAGACAGAGACAUCUACAACCACCUCCACGACUACUACAACACCAACAACUGUAACAUCAACACCUACAUCAACAACAACACCUUCUACAACAAGUACUACCACUGGGACAACAAAACCCACAUCAACAGAGACAUCUACAACCACCUCCACGACUACUACAACACCAACAACUGUAACAUCAACACCUACAUCAACAACAACACCAUCUACAACAAGUACUACCACUGGAACAACAACACCCACAUCAACAGAGACAUCUACAACCACGUCCACAACUACUACAACACCAACAACUGUAACAUCAACACCAUCUACAACCAGUACAACCACUGGGACAACUACACCCUCAUCAACAGAGAAAGAGACAUCUACAACCACCUCCACGACUACUACAACACCAACAACUGUAACAUCAACACCUACAUCAACAACAACACCAUCUACAACAAGUACUACCACUGGAACAACAACACCCACAUCAACAGAGACAUCUACAACCACGUCCACGACUAUGCAACCACUGGGACAACUACACCCUCAUCAACAGAGACAGAGACAUCUACAACCACGUCCACGACUACUACAACACCAAUAACUGUAACAUCAACACCUACAUCAACAACAACACCAUCUACAACAAGUACUACCACUGGGACAACAACACCCACAUCAACAGAGACAUCUACAACCACGUCCACAACUACUACAACACCAACAACUGUAACAUCAACACCUACAUCAACAACAACAACACCAUCUACAACAAGUACUACCACUGGGACAACUACACCCUCAUCAACAGAGACAGAGACAUCUACAACCACCUCCACGACUACUACAACACCAACAACUGUAACAUCAAACCCUACAUCAACAACAACACCAUCUACAACAAGUACAACCACUGGGACAAGAACACCCACAUCAACAGAGACAUCUACAACCACGUCCACGACUACUACAACAACAACAACUGUAACAUCAACACCAUCUACAACCAGUACAACCACUGGGACAACUACACCCUCAUCAACAGAGACAUCUACAACCACAUCCACGACUACUACAACACCAACAACUGUAACAUCAACACCAUCUACAACCAGUACAACCACUGGGACAACUACACCCUCAUCAACAGAGACAGAGACAUCUACAACCACCUCCACGACUACUCCAACACCAACAACUGUAACAUCAACACCUACAUCAACAACAACACCUUCUACAACAAGUACUACUACUGGGACAACAAAACCCACAUCAACAGCGACAUCUACAACCACCUCCACGACUACUACAACACCAACAACUGUAACAUCAACACCUACAUCAACAACAACACCAUCUACAACAAGUACUACCACUGGAACAACAACACCCACAUCAACAGAGACAUCUACAACCACGUCCACAACUACUACAACACCAACAACUGUAACAUCAACACCAUCUACAACCAGUACAACCACUGGGACAACGACACCCUCAUCAACAGAGAAAGAGACAUCUACAACCACCUCCACGACUACUACAACACCAACAACUGUAACAUCAACACCUACAUCAACAACAACACCAUCUACAACAAGUACUACCACUGGAACAACAACACCCACAUCAACAGAGACAUCUACAACCACGUCCACGACUAGUACAACACCAACAACUGUAACAUCAACACCAUCUACAACCAGUACAACCACUGGGACAACUACACCCUCAUCAACAGAGACAGAGACAUCUACAACCACCUCCACGACUACUACAACACCAACAACUGUAACAUCAACACCUACAUCAACAACAACACCAUCUACAACAAGUACUACCACUGGAACAACAACACCCACAUCAACAGAGACAUCUACAACCACGUCCACAACUACUACAACACCAACAUCUGUAACAUCAACACCAUCUACAACCAGUACAACCACUGGGACAACUACACCCUCAUCAACAGAGACAGAGAUAUCUACAACCACCUCCACGACUACUACAACACCAACAACUGUAACAUCAACACCUACAUCAACAACAACACCAUCUACAUCAAGUACUACCACUGGAACAACAACACCCACAUCAACAGAGACAUCUACAACCACGUCCACAACUACUACAACACCAACAACUGUAACAUCAACACCAUCUACAACCAGUACAACCACUGGGACAACUACACCCUCAUCAACAGAGACAGAGACAUCUACAACCACUACUACCACUGGGACAACAACACCCACAUCAACAGAGACAUCUACAACCACGUCCACGACUACUACAACAACAACAACUGUAACAUCAACACCAUCUACAACCAGUACAACCACUGGGAAAACUACACCCUCAUCAACAGAGACAUCUACAACCACAUCCACGACUACUACAACACCAACAACUGUAACAUCAACACCUACACCUACAUCAACAACAACACCAUCUAUAACAAGUACUACCACUGGGACAACAACACCCACAUCAACAGAGACAUCUACAACCACAUCCACGACUACUACAACACCAACAACUGUAACAUCAACACCAUCUACAACCAGUACAACCACUGGGACAACUACACCCUCAUCAACAGAGACAUCUACAACCACGUCCACGUCCACGACUACUACAACACCAACAACUGUAACAUCAACACCUACAUCAACAACAACACCAUCUACAACAAGUACUACCACUGGAACAACAACACCCACAUCAACAGAGACAUCUACAACCACGUCCACGACUAGUACAACACCAACAACUGUAACAUCAACACCAUCUACAACCAGUACAACCACUGGGACAACUACACCCUCAUCAACAGAGACAGAGACAUCUACAACCACGUCCACGACUACUACAACAGCAAUAACUGUAACAUCAACACCUACAUCAACAACAACACCAUCUACAACAAGUACUACCACUGGGACAACAACACCCACAUCAACAGAGACAUCUACAACCACGUCCACAACUACUACAACACCAACAACUGUAACAUCAACACCUACAUCAACAACAACAACACCAUCUACAACAAGUACUACCACUGGGACAACUACACCCUCAUCAACAGAGACAGAGACAUCUACAACCACCUCCAUGACUACUACAACACCAACAACUGUAACAUCAACACCUACAUCAACAACAACACCAUCUACAACAAGUACUACCACUGGGACAACAACACCCACAUCAACAGAGACAUCUACAACCACGUCCACGACUACUACAACAACAACAACUGUAACAUCAACACCUACACCUACAUCAACAACAACACCAUCUAUAACAAGUACUACCACUGGGACAACAACACCCACAUCAACAGAGACAUCUACAACCACAUCCACGACUACUACAACACCAACAACUGUAACAUCAACACCAUCUACAACCAGUACAACCACUGGGACAACUACACCCUCAUCAACAAAGACAUCUACAACCACGUCCACGACUACUACAACACCAACAACUGUAAAAUCAACACCUACAUCAACAACAACACCAUCUACAACAAGUACUACCACUGGGACAACUACACCCUCAUCAACAGAGACAGAGACAUCUACAACCAGCUCCACAACUACUACAACACCAACAACUGUAACAUCAACACCUACAUCAACAACAACACCAUCUACAACAAGUACUACCACUAGGACAACAACACUCACAUCAACAGAGACAUCUACAACCACGUCCACGACUACUACAACACCAACAACUGUAAGAUCAACACCUACAUCAACAACAACACAAUCUACAACCAGUACAACCACUGGGACAACUACACCCUCAUCAACAGAGACAGAGACAUCUACAACCACGACUACUACAACACCAACAACUGUAACAUCAACACCUACAUCAACAACAACACCAUCUACAAGUACAACCACUGGGACAACUACACCCACAUCAACAGAGACAUCUACAACCACGUCCAUGACUAGUACAACACCAACAACUGUAACAUUAACACCAUCUACAACCAGUACGACCACUGGGACAACUACACCCUCAUCAACAGAGACAUCUACAACCACCUCCACAACUUCUACAACACCAACAACUGUAACAUCAACACCUACAUCAACAACAACACCAUCUACAACAAGUACUACCACUGGGACAACAACACCCACAUCAACAGAGACAUCUACAACCACGUCCACGACUACUACAACACCAACAUCUGUAACAUCAAAACCUACAUCAACAACAACAACACCAUCUACAACAAGUACUACCACUGGGACAACAACACCCACAUCAACAGAGACAUCUACAACCACGUCCACGACUAGUACAACACCAACAACUGUAACAUCAAAACCUACAUCAACAACAACAACACCAUCUACAACUAGUACAACCACUGGGACAACUACACCCACAUCAGAAACAUCUACAGCCACAUCCAAUACUACUAUGACAAGUACCGUGACACCAACAUCUUCAACUUUUAUCCCUUCUUCAACUAAGUUUAUUGUGCACACUGAGCCAUCUUUCAACUUCACAACAGGAUCUUGUGACCUAAAGGGACAAUUCAUACCUAAAUGUGCCAAUGGACUUAGAGCUGAGAAGGUGUAUUAUGACAAUGGCUGCUGCAAGUAUGAAUGUGCAUGUAAAUGCAAUGGCUGGGGUGACCCUCAUUACAAAACCUUUGAUGGAACAGCUUAUGAUUUCCAAGGAAACUGCACAUAUGUGUUGGUCCAAGAAAUCAUCCCAAGAUACAAUAUCAGUGUCCAUGCUAAAAACUACUAUUGUGACUUAACACAACAUCUUGCUUGCCCUGAGUAUGUGAUUGUGAAUUACAAAUCCUAUAAAAUCAAGCUGACAAGUGACUCUAAAGUUGUAAAGGUCUAUGUUAAUGAUGAUGUGAUAAAACCAACAUUCAUAAAUGAAGCCUUCACUAUCACCACUUCUGGCAUAGGAGUACUUGUGAACAUCUCUGAGAUUAAAGCUGAGAUUUUCGUCUCUCUUGUAAACUUUCAUGUCAAACUCUCAUCAACCUACUUUCAUGACAAUACAGAGGGACAGUGUGGGGUUUGUAACAAUAACACCAAAGAUGACUGUAGACUUCCUAAUGGAACAAUCGCCACAUCAUGUGAGAACAUGGCAGGGUUGUGGAUGGUACCACCAGUAUGCAAUGUAACUCCACCUGUAAUUCAACCUACUACUGAUUGUAAAUUGCAAGUGAAAACCCCCUGUGAGGUCAUCAAGGGCAAUUUGUUUAAGGCAUGCCAUGAGGUUGUUCCUUUUGAAAGUUAUUACGAGGCAUGUAAGUUUGAUGUGUGCCACAUAAGAGGUGUGUCUGCUUGCGCCAGUCUGGAGGCAUACGCCCAGGUAUGUCGCCAGUAUUCUGUCUGUGUGGACUGGAGAAACUCAGCUGAACUCAAUGGGCUAUGUGCAUACAAUUGCACCAAAGGCAAAGUCUACAAGGCAUGUGGUCCCAAAAUUACAAAAACCUGCAGUACUAGUUCCAAUGAAAUGGUUUUGGGGGGGAAAUGUGAAGGAGAAGAUUGUAAUGAAAUGGAAGGUUGUUACUGUCCGGAAAACACAUAUCUGGUUAAUCUAACAUCAGAUAUAUGUACAACUUACUGCGAUUGUAUUGGCCCUGAUGGAUCACCAAAACAGCCCGGGGAAACAUGGACCGAUAACUGUGAUACAUACAACUGCACUAAAAUGGGCAUGCGUGUAAAAUUGCCUCCCAAAUGUCCACCUCAAAAGCAAUGUGGCAUAGGAUACAAAAGCAUCACAGAAAACUGCUGCCAAACCUGUGUUUGUGAUUUCGAGCAGUGUUUUAAGAACAGAUGUGAGGUGGGAUAUGAGUUUGCAGUAAAUAAAACUGAGGGUAAUUGCUGUCCACCGUGUGUGCGCAAAGAUGUCUGCGUGUACAAUAACACUGAAUACAAGGUUGGAGAAGUGCAGAAGUACACAUGUGAAACCAUUUCCUGCCGCAUAGUUAAUGGCUUGUUUGUUACAGAGAUGACCAAAACAAACUGUACUGUCUCAAGUCAAGCUGAUUGUAAGGCUGGGUCUGAAUAUGUGAAACAAGAAGGAGCUUGCUGUGGAACAUGUGAGCCCAUGAACUGCAUUCGAGUGAAGAACACCACCCUUAUGUAUGCAAAUAAUUGUACAUCCAUCAAGACUGUUGAAGUGCCAUUCUGCAGUGGCCACUGUGACACCCAAUCAAUGUAUUCAAUGCAAAUGAACACAAUGAUGCACAGCUGUUCAUGUUGCCGAGAGGAGAAAACCAGCCGUAAAGAUGUGAAGAUGAAGUGUCCCAAUGGAAGUGAGAUCGUUUAUUACUACGACUAUGUUGAAAGCUGCAGAUGCACUCCUACAGAGUGUGAAAACAAGAAGACUUCAGGAUGAACGAUCUUGUUAAAUAUCUGCCAUUAAACUUGAUUAUUGCAGAUUUGAUCAUAACUGAUUCUGUCAAUGAGUAAGACAACUAUGAUUUAAAUAAUGCAUAUAAUAGAACAAUGCAAUUCUGAUGAUUUAAACUGUGUGAGACUUUUGCAGAGCAUAAAUGGCAGACAUUAUUAUGGCCUUUAUGUUUUCUUCACUUUUUAAUUAAGGGUAUGGUUUACUGUAAUUAUAAUCUUUUCUUGUGUAAUUCUUUUUUAUUUGCCGGGGGCAUUUUGGGAUGUAAUUUCUUCUU